Messenger RNA from Penicillium pulvis, 1461 nucleotides. RefSeq names its product MFS transporter. Gene Ontology annotation, biological process: transmembrane transport. Gene Ontology annotation, molecular function: transmembrane transporter activity. The record is from RefSeq and is a predicted model, not a curated record. The transcript has 2 exons. The coding region runs from base 1 to 1461 and encodes 486 amino acids. Lineage: Eukaryota; Fungi; Ascomycota; Eurotiomycetes; Eurotiales; Aspergillaceae.
AUGAACUUCCUGAGGCGUAAGUCUCAAGCGCCGACCUCGGCAACUGUCGGAGAGCCAGGUGAGCAGCUUUUCUUCGGCAACGCCGGCCAUCUCGAAUUUGAGCCAGAGGACCCCGAAAGCCCAAAGAACUACUCGUUUGGACGCAAAUGUUAUAUCACCGCUAUCGCCAUUUCUCUGGUAAUGAACGCAACCUUUUCUUCCUCUGCACCAUCUGGAUCCUUCGGAGGCGUCAGUGAAGACCUCCAUGUCUCUGCCGAAGCUGCUGGCCUCGUUACCACUCUCUUCCUCCUAGGCUACUGCGUCGGUCCACUAUUCUGGGCCCCGUUAUCCGAAGUCUACGGCCGCCGCUGGAUUUUCCAUAUAUCCUUCGCUUUAUAUCUUGAAUCUGGCUUCCUCUUCGCUUUUGCACCCAAUUUUGCUGGGCUUUUAGUCGGCCGUUUCAUAACUGGCACGGCAGCCAGUGCUGCCUUGACAAAUGCCCCUGGCACCCUGGCAGACAUCUGGGGCCCCACUCAGCGUGGAAAUGCCAUGAUGCUGUUUUCCACAAUAACUUUCGUGGGGCCUGCCCUAGCACCAGUUGUCAGCGGAUUCCUUCAAUUGAAGGAGACAUGGCGGUGGACAUAUUACGUCCUCCUCUGGAUAGCGGGCGCCACCGAGAUCAUGCUCAUCAACCUUCCUGAGACCCUUCCUAUGAUUGUUUUGCGCAACAAGGCUUGCCGUAUUCGCAGAAUUACCGGUGAUGGGGCUAUUCUAUCUCCGGUCGAGGCGUCAGAUCGUUCCCUGGGAGGCAUGUUCCAGGUCGCCCCAACGAGGCCUUGGAGACUUCUUAAUGACCCAAUCAGCGCCUUUGUCGCAAUUUACUAUGCAGUCGCCUACACACUAAUCUACAUGCUGUUCAGUAUUUACCCCAUCGUUUUCCAGCAGAAGCGCGGCUGGAAUGCUGGCGUCGGCGAGCUCCCAUUGAUUGGCACACUCAGAAAACCCCUAACCCGCAAGCCGGUCCCAGAAGAUCGCCCUCCUGGCGCGAUGGUGGGCGGAGUCAUGUUCGCGUUGACGAAGUUCUGGUUCGCAUGGACAGCGGAAUACAAUGCAGUCCACUGGGCCGUCCCAACAGUCGCAGGUACCUUCCUUGCAAUGUCAAUAUUGCUCAUCUUUGUCUGUUAUAUCAAAUAUAUCAUGGACCUGUACCUGACAUACGCCGCAUCCGCUAUGGCGGCAAACACCGUUCUGCGAUUUGCCUGUGCCGCAGCUUCGCCACUCUUCACUCAGUACAUGUUCAAUGCACCCGGUGUGGGUGGGGCUGGGUCGCUUACAGGAGGCAUAGCUGUGCUGCUUAUGCCUAUUCCAUUUGUAUUCUAUAAGUAUGGUGGCGCAAUUCGGGCGCGGUCUCACUUUGCGCCAACAGACGAAAUACCGCUUGCCCCUACUGAUGAGGAGAAGGCGGUACGAUCUCCCGGCUAG